Messenger RNA from Rodentolepis nana, 3036 nucleotides. The record is from the annotation of a GenBank genome assembly. NCBI's taxonomy places the organism in Eukaryota, Metazoa, Platyhelminthes, Cestoda, Cyclophyllidea, Hymenolepididae.
AUGUCGAACGGGACUCCACGUAAUCGAGGAUCGGAGCAGUCACUAGCAGACCAUGUAUUUGUUGAUCAAAUCGAACCGCAGAGUCUCCCCGUCUCAGAUCAUAUUCCGAGCCCAGAAGAGUUGAUUGAGAAGGGCAAAUAUCUAGUCGAUUGUCCCAGUUGGUUGGCUUUCAUUGGCGAGAACAGACGAAUGCAAUAUUCGAAUCAUUUUAUCAGCCGAAAUGAUAAAAUUUGGGAGUUGAUAUCAACUGAGAUACGCUAUGUGGAUUUAUUGGUUAUGAUUCGUGAUGUCUUCAUGAAGGCCUUUCCUCCACAGAAAGGAGACUCCUUGUGUCUUAGUGACAAUCUCUUUCCUCACCUGGAUGAUGUUCUCGAAUGUCAUAAUCGCCUUCUCUACUACAUGUUGGAAGCCCACAAUGCCACUCCAGACCACAUCACCAAGAAUCUUGGCCAGUGCUUCACAACAACGAAGAUGACAAAAGAAGAAAACUUAGUUCUUCCUUAUUAUUGUGCACUGACUUGUGCAGUAGCCUACGUCGGAAGUCGUGACAUCAACUCCUAUCGAUACAUCUCCAGUGGUGAUGAUGAUGCUGAUGAUGAUUUUCUCUUAAGGACUUCUCUAGGACACCUUCAUUCCGUUCAUAUUAACCUAUGUGAGCACUGCUCCUGAGCUUCUGUCUCUGAGUUUGACCUAACGGAGAGUACCACAUACCGACUAAUAGAGGCCUACGGGGUUCUGAUGUUCAUUCAGAAUUCCCUUACAGACUCUGUUUCCAAACUCAAAGCCAACCGAACCUGGGCAGAGAAGCUAGCGGCUUGUGAAAGAGAUCCACGAACCAGACGUCGUACUAUAACUGAUUGCUACUUGAUCAUCAUCCAACGUUGGACCAAAAUUGAAACUCUCCUCGCUGGCAUCAUAUCAGACACCAUUGUUCAAGACGACUCCACAGAAUUAAAUGAUCUCAAUAUCUCACGCAGAGCCGCACAAAGUCUGCUUCUAGGGGCUCAACAGAAGUUGACCGAUCUAGUCCACAGAGACAAGUUGCGUUAUUUUGCUGACAAUCUCAAGGAGGAUUGGGGUGACCCGCAAUCUAUCGGUGAUCCUAAGCAUCGAACUCUCCUGCAGUGGAUGAAAGCACCAGAUGCCAAACUCAUCAAUUACGAUAAACUGGCCAUCCAGUGCCGUAAAGAGGGCGGCAAAAUUUGCAAUAUUGAACUGUAUGGAGUUGCCCUGCAGCAUUGCUUCUUUCUCCUUCGACAGGACCCAGAAACGGGAAAAUUCUCCCUCUUUAGAGAAUCCAGCAUGCCACCCAUCCUAAUAUGGACAAAGCACUUUGGCUACUUCCGCGAUCAGGCUGGCUCUCCAUUGACUUUUAUCAUCCUUAUGGACUCCGAUCGGACAAAAGACCCCACUCUAACAAAAUUCAUCUGUUCCACACACGACGAGGUUGCUCGAUGGCAAAAAAUUUUCUCCGAGGGUUUCGACAACUUUGGCAAGCCAGAGGAGUCCGAAAUGGAAAGCAUGCUGAUAGAGAAGAACACGCAGCGUUUGGAGGCUGCCGAGGAACGAAGAAAGCGUCAGGAGAAGAAAUUGGAAUUGAUUAAUCAACUCUCUGCGGAUAUUUUCUCCCAGUGGGAAGUGCGCAACAUCGCUUUUCGUACUCUCUUUGUCGAUGAGGGUCUCACUAUCUCAGCUUCUAGAUCAAACAGUGGUCGCUCGACAAACACCCGACGCUCCCUGACAAGUCAGUCUGAUUCCCAUCAACAGGCGGAGGAUGAACAGACCAAAGUACGAACUCUGCAUGAUAGAUUCAUGAAGAACGUGAUGCAAUUGGCGAGCCUAUGUGGAGAUUCGGAUGUCACCUGCCUGAGUCGUAGUGCAUCCGAUGCCGCUGAUCGACGAGCUUCUUAUUCCAGUACUUCUAUGCCACCGCCUAUGCCCGACGCCAAUGGAGACUCCAAAAAACGCGGAGACAAAGAUAAUGUGACAUUCCGAAUCAAGCCAAAGUCCCAAAUUCGGCUGUCGAAUCUGCUUCGUACAGGAAGCCGACGUCGUGGGGAGGGUUCUUCAUCAGAGUUCCCACGUGAGUACCUCUCCUCGGAGGUCCAGGAUCGUAAUUGUGAGGUGUCCUUCGAUUCUUCUCUCACCUCUCUCACAAAUCCCAAUCUCCUAGUUGCAGAAAUACAGGAUUUAGCUCUAGCUCUUUUGGAAACCUAUGAAAACCAGUAUCUGCGUCGUCUAGAAUUGGAGAAGGAUAAUCUUCGACUGAAGACAGAAGUGGAAUUAACUGGAGGACAAACUUCAAUUAACACCAAACGGGAGUUGGAGUAUCUACGAUCCCUUCAGAAGAAGAUUGAAGACGAGCAAGCUGCUUGGACUGCCCAGAAACAGAGAGAGGAGGCUCGUUUGGAACGAGAGGAUCAGAAAUUGAAGAACCUUGCCAAAAAUCUGGAAGAGAAACAAGAGCAGUAUGAGAGGGACAGUCGGACACUCCAGGAACAGAUUGAUUUGCAUGCAAGUCGAGGUAUUGACAUGGGUCGACUUCGAGGCGAUUUUUUCUUGUUUACGGCAGGUUCGGCAACCAAUCUGCAUUCUCUAGAUGUUGAGAAGCCUUCAAACACUUCGCUGACUCACAAUAUAUCCUGUCGAAGUGAAGGAUCGCCGGAUCGCGCUUGUUUGCAAACAUUCACUGUCAAGGGUCACAGAAACUACUUCCCUGCGUCCGUUCCAAGGGAACUAGGCGAUAGACGCAACGUUCCCUUUCCGUCUUCUCCAAAGCCGCGAACUGCCUCCAACGAGUCCCAGUAUGGAAGAUACGCAAACUACACACAAAACCCCGCCAACCAUCCGGUCGAGUCGAAUAGCGCAUACCAUCCAAAUCCUGUCCCUUUAAGGCCACCCACGGGGCCAGCACAUGUCUCCCCUCAGCAACCUGAGAAAACUCAAAGACAAGGGAGUAUUACCAAUGCCCUCGGCAGUCUACCAACCAAACUCGCUUCCAAGACACGCAGUUCCAAGAGUUUCCUUCGACAUUAA